Hermetia illucens (black soldier fly) is the source of this 2718-nucleotide messenger RNA. Its product is annotated as histone H1-II-like. Bases 399 to 1022 code for a protein of 207 amino acids. The transcript has a single exon. Gene Ontology annotation, biological process: negative regulation of DNA recombination; chromosome condensation; nucleosome assembly. The record is from RefSeq and is a predicted model, not a curated record. Gene Ontology annotation, cellular component: nucleosome; nucleus. Lineage: Eukaryota; Metazoa; Arthropoda; Insecta; Diptera; Stratiomyidae. Gene Ontology annotation, molecular function: double-stranded DNA binding; nucleosomal DNA binding; structural constituent of chromatin.
UCAGGGAGAGAUCUUUAAUUAAUCAAAUAAACUUUAAAAAACAUGACCCUUCAAGUUGCGAACGCCAGAUAACCGACAUAAUGCAUACAAUAUCUCAAAGCCAUUAAUGAAAGAUUAAUUGAAAAUGGUCAAACUAGAAAACGCAAUUUAUCUAGACUUUAAUUUUAUUUACUCUAGUGCCAUUAGUAAUGCAGCCAAUGGAUAAUUUGCGGAAUGUUGGAAGCAAGUCUAAAUAUUUUUCAAUAUGAACUUGAAAUAGAAAAUUCGCAAAUUCGGUGCCGCUCUUCCAGAUUCUCAUGAAAUGAGGCAACUUCUACACAGUGGGCACGCAGUUAUUGUCAAACUGUGAGUUUGUGUUUUCAUUUCGAGGUUUAAUCGUACGUUCGGUAGUUUUCGCUAUGGCAGAAGAAUCAGCACCAGUCGCCGCUCCAGCAGCAGCAGCUAGCCCGAAGAAGGGAAAGAAAGCGGCAGGUGGACCAAAGAAGCCGAAGUCCAAGCCAACGCAUCCCCCAACUUCUUCAAUGGUGAACGCUGCAAUUAAAUCGUUGAAAGAACGUGGAGGCUCGUCGCUCCCGGCCAUCAAAAAGUACUUGGCAUCCAACUACAAAGUCGAUGUCGACAAGUUGGCACCUUUCAUUAAGAAGUACCUGAAGGGCGCUGUUGCCUCCGGGAAAUUAGUGCAAACCAAGGGCACAGGUGCCUCUGGUUCAUUCAAACUUCCAGCUAAGGAAAAGAAAGAAAAGUCGGCGAAACCAAAGAAGGCAGCGGCAAAGAAACCUAAAGCUGCUGCGAAACCAAAGAAGGCGGGGGAGAAGAAAGCAGCGAAGCCCAAGAAGCCUGCAGCAGCUAAAAAGGCAGCAUCGGGCGCCGCGAAAGCAGCAAAGAAGUCCGGAAGUGUAAAAGCCAAGGCGCCAAAGGAGAAGAAACCGAAAGCUCCUAAAGUAGCGAAGAAGGCACCAAAACCAAAGGCGGCCGGAGCAGCAAAAAAAGCCGCUCCUAAGAAGGCAGCAGCCAAGAAGUAAAUUGGAAGUGGCGCAGGCCUAUGCAUCCAUAGCAUUUCCCUACAAAACCCAACAGUCCUUUUCAGGACUACCAACUAUUGUACAGAGAGUAAAAUUCCAUAUAGGUUUAGGAACCUAGUUUGCUGAGUGGUCCCGUCUUCUGCUUCCUUUUUUUUGAGCAGCACCGUGCCCUGAAGGGAGUGCAAUUGAAUUUGAAGAAGAAUUAAUGAGAAUAACUUUCUGCUGUGCUCUAGAGCUUCCAAAUGAGGCUUGUUUCUUUUGGAACCUAGUGUCGCGCUCGGUUUAUUGGUUUCGCCAUGAGACGAUCCAAUGGUUUCAUCGAUACUUUAUUGAAUGAGUGGUCCAUUGCGUUACUGAUAAACACGAGAAGGCCUAAGCUUUGGUCAAUGCACGCGACUCUAUUCGAUUGAUCAAAUUUGUUUCAUCCCCACUUCAGCUAAUUAAGUUAGGUGGUUCUGGUUUUCUGAGUACAGCAUGGUCCCAAUGCCUAUGCGGUGCCCAGAAGAAAGUGUAUUGAAAAUGCAACUUAAUAAUGGGAGCAUUUUGUAUCCCUAGAGCCUCUUAAGAAUGAAGAUGGAAACUGGAUUUCGUGAUUUGCAUAAAUGAGGUGGAACCUCUUUCACAUUCGACCGAUUGAAAAGCUUAAUAAAUAUAAUUAUACAAAGAGUGGGGCUUCAUAUACGUUUAGCUAGCGUCCUUAGUUUGCUGAGGGCUUCUGGCCUCUGCUUGCUUUUUCGAGUACAGCAGAAUGCAAAUGUCUGUGCAGUGCCCCUCGCUAGAGCCACUUCCAAAUGCGGCUGUUCCUUAUGGUACCUAGUGACGCGCUCGGGUUCAUUGAUAGCGCGUUGAGGCGACCCAGCGGUUUCGUCUAUAUUUUGUUCUAUUAGUGGCCCGUUCAGAUAUUGCGAUUACUGAAAAUCAUGACUGAUCGAUUAAGUUACAUUUGAUGCGGUGCCGAUGCCUCAGGCAGGCGCUGCGGGGCGAUCGACUCAGUUCGAUCAAAUUACUGUCGUCCCCACUUCUGUAGCCUAAUUAUUAAAUAGCUUCACGAACAUCCAUCUUCUAGAGAUUGGCUAAAUAAAAGUUUUCCUUACAGAAAUAUGACAUCCAAUCCUCACUCAUUUCCCAGAUACCACGCACCGCACAAAAUUUGCAGGAACUUCAGCUGCCACCAAAACCCGUUCAGAUUAGCACAUCAAUUUUCCUGUUGUAUGAGGCGGAACUCGUGGAAUUGCGCUUUAUUGUCCCCAUUUUCAGCAAGACUAAUUUACCGACGUUUUGUUAGUUCCUCCGUAUGUUUGGAUGUUUCGUGAUGGAGAGUCUUCCUAACUUUGACCAACUUUUAUGCUAGCAACACGUAACAGAGGUUUGUUGAGAGACCUGUGUGGAUCUCCCCGUGUUAUUUAGGAUACUAUAUUUCUGUAAGGAAAACUCAUUUAGCCAACUUCUACAAAGAUGUUAGUACAGCUACGCAAUGAGUGGCUGAAAUGGGGACGAAAAAAAUUCGAUGAGUCGAACCGAACCGACCGCCUGCAUCGAGCGUAGCUUAAGUUUUCUCGUGUUUAUUAGUGACGCAAUGGACCACUCAUGCAAUAAAAUAUCGACGAAACCAUUGGGUCGUCUCUCUUGUUCCAAAAGGAACAAGCCACAUUUGGAAGCUCUAAGACACACUCUCCUAAUUCUUCCUCAAAUUCAA